Messenger RNA from Penicillium taxi, 1161 nucleotides. Its product is annotated as TLC domain-containing protein. The transcript has 2 exons. Gene Ontology annotation, biological process: lipid homeostasis. The record is from RefSeq and is a predicted model, not a curated record. NCBI's taxonomy places the organism in Eukaryota, Fungi, Ascomycota, Eurotiomycetes, Eurotiales, Aspergillaceae. The coding region runs from base 1 to 1161 and encodes 386 amino acids. Gene Ontology annotation, cellular component: endoplasmic reticulum; membrane.
AUGCUGGACCCUCUCGGCGACGCACCGGCAUGGCUACAGUCUCUUGCCGAGCCGUAUACACUGCGCCUAAAUAGUCCAACGCUCACACAGCACAUCCACGAAGCGAUCCUCGCCUUCGUCUUCUACCUAUCCGUCCACUACAUCGUCUCACCCUUGCUCUCGCCGGUUCUCUUCCCCCGCUCCUACCCGAACUUGAACCCUCGCACUAAGUUGAACUGGGACAUUCAUGCCGUGUCACUCAUCCAGAGCGUCAUUAUCAGCGGCGCCGCGCUGUGGGUUAUGUUCACUGAUAAUGAGCGUAGCUCUAUGACAGCCGGUGAGCGCGUGUUCGGGUAUACGGGUGCCUGUGGCCUUAUACAAGCCCUAGCCCUAGGGUACUUCGUCUACGAUCUGAUUGUGAGCGUGCGGUACUUCAACCUCUUCGGCAUUGGAAUGCUCUUCCACGCCAUUAGUGCGCUUUGGGUUUUCAGUCUCGGAUUUAGACCUUUCCUGAACUACUACGCCCCGACAUUCAUCCUUUACGAGCUCUCAAGCCCAUUCCUCAACAUCCACUGGUUCCUUGACAAAAUCAGCAUGACCGGCUCCAAAGCUCAGUGGUACAACGGCAUGGCCCUCCUCUCCACCUUCUUCUGCUGUCGCCUCCUCUGGGGGAGCUGGCAGUCUGUACGAGUCUACUCAGACAUGUGGUACGCGCUCCAGCAAACCUGGACAGCGGCCUCCUCAGGCCUCGAGACCCCAGCCAGCGUGAACGCGGUUGUGUUCCAAGUUCGGGACGGAGCCAUGUGCAUUGACGAGACCUGUGCCCGUGCAAAUGCCCAAAUAACCCAGUUCAAAGACUUCACUGCGACAGGCGUACCGACUUGGCUUGUUCUAACGUACGUUGCGUCGAACGUAGUGCUUAACUUCUUGAACUACUACUGGUUCUCGAAGAUGGUUGAGACCGUGCUCAAGCGCUUCCGGGUUCCCCCUGCCGAGACCGAGGCUAAGAAGAAGGAGGCUCAGAAGUUCGUUGAGGAUAUUACUAUCCAAGCUGCGGCGAAGUUAGAGAAGGAGGAGGGUUCAUUGCCUGCGGCGGCUGAGGCUUCAGGUGCUGAACUGGUCGAGGAGGCUCGGAGGCGAAAGGUUGAUUUGGUUUCGAAGGUGCCCUUACCAGGGUCGUAG